AAUAUAAACACUCCCCCCUGCCUGGCGCAGUUCAGAUCUGGCCAGGCAGACAACGCCAGACAGUGCGCCCUGUGGACACUGCGCAAAUGGGGCUCUCCAUGGACCGCAGCCCAUACGCCCGCACGGGGGACCAGCAGCGCGGCUGCUGGUACUACCUGCGCUAUUUCUUCCUCUUCGUGUCGCUCAUUCAGUUCCUCAUCAUCCUGGGCCUGGUCCUCUUCAUGAUCUAUGGCAAUGUGCACGCCACCACUGAGUCCAGCCUGCGCGCCACGGAGAUCCGCGCCGACAGCCUGUACAGCCAGGUGGUUGGACUAUCUGCCUCACAGGCUAACCUGAGCAAACAGCUGAACAUCAGCUUGCUUGUCAAGGAAACAGUCAUGCAGCAACUGUUGACUACGCGACGUGAGAUGGAGCGCAUCAACGCCAGCUUCCGCCAGUGCCAAGGCGACCUGAUCACCUACAUAAACUAUAAUCGCUUCAUCGCCGCUAUCAUCCUGAGCGAGAAGCAGUGCCAGGAACAGCUGAAGGAGGUCAACAAGACCUGCGAAGCUUUACUCUUCAAGCUGGGAGAAAAAGUUAAGACACUGGAGAUGGAGGUGGCCAAGGAGAAGGCAGUGUGCUCCAAGGACAAGGAGAGCCUGCUGGCAGGAAAGCGGCAGGCGGAAGAGCAGCUGGAGGCCUGUGGCAAAGCACGCGAAAGGCAACAGCAGGAGCAGCAGGUGACCGAGGAGAACCUGCGCAAGGUGCAGUCCCUGUGCAUCCCACUGGACCAGGAGAAGUUCCAGGCGGACGUGCUGAGUGCGUGGCGGGACUCGCUGAUCUACCGUACCUUGGAAACCCUGCCCUACCACUACCAGCUGAUGCCGGAGUACGCGUCCCUCCGUCGGACCUGCGAGAGCCUGCCCGGGAUCAUGACCACCAAGAUAGAAGAGCUGGCCCGCGGGCUGCGCGCCGGCAUUGAGCGCGUGACCCGUGAGAAUGCAGAACUGCGGCGCCAGAAGUUGGAGCUAGAGCGCGCGGCACAGGCGGCGCAGGAGGCGCGGGCGCGCGCCGGGACCGAGGCGCAGGCGCGAGAAACCCAGCUACGGGCGGAGUGCGCGCGCCAGACGCAGCUGGCUCUGGAGGAGAAGGCGGCGCUGCGCGCGCAGCGGGACAACCUAGAGCGCGAACUGGAGGCGCGUAAGCGGGAGCUGGAGCAACUGCGCACCGAGGUGGAUGUGCGCAUUAGCGCGCUGGACACCUGCGUCAAGGCCAAGGUGGGCCUUCCCCGCCGGUGGGGACCAGUGCCCCGGGUUCAGCCUGGGGUCCUGGGAAGGUCAGCCUGGUGUCGCUGCCAGCCGUCCCGCCGAGAGUCUCAGGCCCACCCCCGAACCCUCCACCCAUUGAUCCAGCUAGCCUGGAGGAAUUCAAGAAAAGGAUCCUGGAGUCUCAGCGGCUCCCUGUAGUCAACCCUGCUGCCCAACCCAGCGGUUGAGGACCCAGCUGCCGCAGGACGCUGGGUGCCAGAAUCGCCCACCUGUGGAUGGGGGCAGCCAGGUGCCCACAGUGCUGGACACCCGCCGUGCCUGCCGGCAGCCUCCACCCCCACGCCUUCUCUGGCACCCCUUCACUGUCCCCUGCAUCCCCGCCAUUCCCCAGACACUGGAUUUAAGGCACACACAGCUGUGAGAUGACUUCACAUCGACCCCUUGUGCAGUGACCCGGAUGGUGCCCCACCCACACAUGAAGCACCCACAGCUCAGCUGCCACCCUAGGCAACUCCUCCGGUUUCCUAUCACUCUGCUCCUGACCCGGGAGGUGAGAACAGGAAGCCCAGCCUUCAGCUCCCUUGGGAGUUUCCAGCCUCCCUCUUAAAGGCCACUAGGGUUUCCAGAUCCUAUUUGAGAGUCUCCAGGCCUCCCCUGAAGGGUUCUAGCCACCACGCCCACAGGAUUCCCAUUAGGUUUUAAAGUCUUUUCCAGAGUCCGCUGGUUCCCCUCCUCCUCACAAGGAAGGGCCUCAAUUGUAGAUGAGCGUUCCGGGUGGAUCUUAGAGCCCUAGAGGGAGGCUUUUGCUUGUAGCCCCCUAAAGAUAUUACUGGCACAUAAUAAAUAUGAAAGUCCUUUGAAGACUG
This is a messenger RNA of Mus musculus (house mouse), 2113 nucleotides long. RefSeq names its product plasmalemma vesicle associated protein (gene Plvap). Lineage: Eukaryota; Metazoa; Chordata; Mammalia; Rodentia; Muridae. Gene Ontology annotation, cellular component: caveola; plasma membrane; perinuclear region of cytoplasm. The record is from RefSeq and is a predicted model, not a curated record. The transcript is spliced from 6 exons. Bases 87 to 1445 code for a protein of 452 amino acids.